UGCCGGCAGAGGUCUGAGGUCUGACGGACGCCGCUCCUCCCCGGCUCCUCCGCUCCCGGCUCCCGGCUCCCGGCUCCCGGCUCCCGGCUCCUCCGCUCCCGGCUCCCGGCUCCCAGCUCCUCGGCUCCAGCUCCUCCGCUCCCGCAGCCGCGCCGACGCUCCCGUGCUGCGCCGCGCAGCCCUGGCUGAGCCGCGGAGCCCCGCAGCGGGCGCCAUGCCGCUCACACGCCCCGCGCUCCUGGCCGCCGCGCUGGCGCUGCUCCUCGGGCUGCCGGCGGCGCGGGCCGGGGCCGGGCCGGGUCCCGGUACCGGGGCGGCGGGCGCGGGCCCCGUCGUGCGCUGCGAGCCCUGCGAUGCCCGCGCCCUGGCCCGGUGCGCGCCCCCGCCGGCCGGCUGCGCGGAGCUGGCGCGGGAGCCGGGCUGCGGCUGCUGCCUCACGUGCGCGCGGCGCGAGGGCCAGGCGUGCGGCGUCUACACGGAGCGCUGCGGCGCCGGCCUCCGCUGCCUCCCGCCGCCCGGCGAGGCCCCGCUGCGGGCGCUGCUGGAGGGCCGCGGGCUCUGCGCCAACGCCAGCGCCGCCGCCCGCCCGCCCGCGCCAGCAAACGGCAGUGAGGCGGAGGAAGAGCAAAGCGCAGUGACCGCGGGGAGCCCGGCGCUGACGGGCACACACUGGGCCCCCGACUCCAGGUUCCACCCCGGCCACACCAAGAUGGACGCCAUCAGGAGGGGGAGCGCCAAGGACAGCCAGCGCCACAAGGUCCACUCGGGGGCCCAGAGCACCGUCACCCAGAACUUCUCCUCCGAGACCAAGCAGGACACAGAAUACGGGCCCUGCCGCCGGGAGAUGGAGGACACGCUGAACCAACUCAAGUCCCUGAGCACCCUGAGCCCGCAGGGCAUCCACCUCCCCAACUGCGACCGGAAGGGCUUCUACAAGAGGAAGCAGUGCCGCCCGUCCAAGGGCAGGAAGCGCGGCUUCUGCUGGUGCGUGGACAAGUACGGGCAGCCCCUCCCCGGCCAGGACCCGCGGGGCCGGGCGGACGUGCACUGUGACGGCGCGGAGAGCCCGUGACGUGUUCCUCGAACUCCAGCACCGACGGCACCACAGACGGCCACGGCGGUGACCAGCAGUGGCCAUGGCCUCGAGCACCUCUCUUUCUCUGGCGAAUCCAUUUCCUUUAACCCCUCCUUUAGGGUGAGCCCCCCGAAACGCCAGCGGUGUGCGGAGCGGCUCCCUGCCCCAGCAGCCAGGGCACCGCCUGACUUUUCUCAUUGCCGCUUCUGGACCUCCCAUGAGCUCAAGCUCAGGCCGGGCCUCAGGCUGCCCGGGACCCCGUCCGCUGGCACAGCCCACCGGGACCUCACGCCCGAGCACCCCUGCCCCAUGGGCCUCCCGGGACCGCCACCCUCUCCCUGGGGUGUCUGCACCUCUGGACACACCUGCGAGGAGCCGAGGCCUGCGCCCCCCUGCCCCUCUGCCCACCAGCGAGCUCCUGCCCUCAGGCAGCCGUCCGCUUGGGACGAGUGAGACCAUGAGGUGGAGUCCUGCCUUUUUUUUUUUUUUUUUUUUUUAAGACCAAGAAGGUGCUCAGACGGGGCACCUGGAGACGUGGGUGGCCCAGCAGGCUCCACAGGGCAGGGAGGGGGGUGGGGGUGGAGAGGUUGGCUUUGUCCCCAACAGCACACAAUGCUCGGGCGGCAGGAAAGGGUGUUUUCCACUCACAACUCCAAAGCCAAGGCGGUUUCUGAGGAUAGGCUCCUCAGAGGCCAAGGUUUGCUCAUCCCUCACCACAUGUCCUCCUUACACAGUGUAACACGUAUGAAUAGCCAUGUAUCUAGCCAGAUCCCGGAAUCCCCCUCCUGAUUCCCGUGUUCAGAGAAGCGCCUCGUGAGCUGUCACGCUGCACUCACCGCACCCACACGUGACGGGACCUGGAGCCAGGCUCGGUGCCCUCGGCCAGGCCAGGGGGUCCAGGCACUGCCUGCCUUUCGCUUUCCUUUAUUUUUUUAAUCAAGUUUUUUAAUCAAAUAAGGUAUUUUGGAGACGUCGGUCUCACCAUGUAUUUAUAAUUGGUCAAUAAAGUUUUUACCGUGGAAA
Messenger RNA from Pipistrellus kuhlii (Kuhl's pipistrelle), 2098 nucleotides. It is a transcript of the gene IGFBP3, whose product is annotated as insulin like growth factor binding protein 3. NCBI's taxonomy places the organism in Eukaryota, Metazoa, Chordata, Mammalia, Chiroptera, Vespertilionidae. The coding region runs from base 215 to 1072 and encodes 285 amino acids. The transcript has 5 exons. The record is from RefSeq and is a predicted model, not a curated record. Gene Ontology annotation, molecular function: insulin-like growth factor I binding; fibronectin binding; insulin-like growth factor II binding. Gene Ontology annotation, cellular component: extracellular region. Gene Ontology annotation, biological process: regulation of insulin-like growth factor receptor signaling pathway.